This is a messenger RNA of Gallus gallus (chicken), 2992 nucleotides long. RefSeq names its product transient receptor potential cation channel subfamily V member 4 (gene TRPV4). The transcript has 17 exons. Gene Ontology annotation, biological process: actin filament organization; calcium ion import across plasma membrane; osmosensory signaling pathway. The record is from RefSeq and is marked validated. Gene Ontology annotation, molecular function: calcium channel activity; protein binding. NCBI's taxonomy places the organism in Eukaryota, Metazoa, Chordata, Aves, Galliformes, Phasianidae. Gene Ontology annotation, cellular component: membrane; cilium. Bases 116 to 2674 code for a protein of 852 amino acids.
GGCGGAGCUGCGGGAGCUGCGCGGGACGGACGGCGGGACGGGGCUGAGGGCUGAGCGCGCUGCUGGGAGGCAGAGGCCGUGCUGGGGCUGAGCACUUUGGGACCUCACGGGGAGUAUGGCAGACCCCGAAGACCCCCGUGAUGCUGGGGACGUGCUGGGGGAUGACUCCUUCCCGCUCUCCUCGCUGGCCAACCUGUUUGAGGUGGAGGACACCCCGUCUCCUGCUGAGCCAUCCCGGGGUCCCCCCGGCGCUGGGGAUGGAAAGCAAAACCUCCGGAUGAAAUUCCACGGGGCGUUCCGGAAAGGCCCCCCGAAACCCAUGGAGCUGCUGGAGUCCACCAUCUACGAGUCGUCGGUGGUCCCUGCACCCAAAAAGGCCCCCAUGGAUUCCCUCUUCGACUACGGCACCUACAGGCAGCACCCCAGCGAGAACAAACGCUGGCGCAGGAGGGUCGUGGAGAAGCCGGUGGCUGGCACCAAGGGGCCGGCACCCAACCCGCCGCCCAUCCUCAAGGUGUUCAACAGACCCAUCCUCUUCGACAUCGUCUCCCGGGGGUCCCCAGAUGGCCUGGAGGGUCUCCUCUCCUUCCUGCUCACCCACAAGAAGCGUCUGACGGAUGAGGAGUUCCGAGAGCCCUCAACAGGGAAGACGUGCCUGCCCAAAGCGCUGCUCAACCUGAGUGCUGGCCGGAAUGACACCAUCCCCAUCCUCCUCGACAUCGCCGAGAAGACGGGAAACAUGCGGGAGUUCAUCAACUCACCCUUCCGUGAUGUCUACUACAGAGGUCAGACAGCGCUGCACAUCGCCAUUGAGCGCCGCUGCAAGCACUACGUGGAGCUGCUGGUGGAGAAGGGUGCCGACGUGCACGCCCAGGCCCGUGGUCGCUUCUUCCAGCCCAAGGAUGAGGGCGGCUACUUCUAUUUCGGAGAGCUGCCCCUCUCACUGGCCGCCUGCACCAACCAGCCCCACAUCGUGCACUAUCUGACGGAGAAUGGGCACAAGCAGGCAGACCUGCGGCGCCAGGACUCGCGUGGCAACACCGUGCUGCAUGCUCUGGUUGCCAUCGCUGACAACACCCGUGAGAACACCAAGUUUGUCACCAAGAUGUACGACCUGCUCCUCAUCAAGUGCGCCAAGCUCUUCCCCGACACCAACCUCGAGGCCCUGCUCAACAACGAUGGCCUCUCUCCACUCAUGAUGGCUGCCAAGACUGGCAAGAUCGGGAUCUUCCAGCACAUCAUCCGCCGGGAGAUUGCAGAUGAGGACGUCCGGCACCUCUCGCGCAAGUUCAAGGAUUGGGCAUACGGCCCCGUCUACUCCUCACUCUACGAUCUCUCCUCACUGGAUACCUGCGGGGAGGAGGUGUCCGUGUUGGAGAUCCUCGUUUACAACAGCAAGAUCGAGAACCGCCAUGAGAUGUUGGCCGUGGAGCCCAUCAACGAACUGCUGUGCGACAAGUGGCGCAAGUUCGGUGCUGUCUCCUUCUACAUCAGCGUGGUCUCCUACCUCUGUGCCAUGAUCAUCUUCACCCUCAUCGCCUAUUACCGCCCCAUGGAAGGCCCCCCACCGUACCCCUACACUACAACCAUCGACUACCUGCGGCUGGCCGGGGAGAUCAUCACCCUCCUCACCGGCAUCCUCUUCUUCUUCUCCAAUAUCAAAGAUCUCUUCAUGAAGAAGUGCCCAGGUGUGAACUCGUUCUUCAUCGAUGGCUCAUUUCAGCUGCUCUACUUCAUCUACUCGGUGCUGGUGAUCGUCACGGCAGGGCUGUACCUGGGUGGUGUCGAGGCUUACCUGGCUGUCAUGGUCUUUGCUUUGGUCCUGGGCUGGAUGAAUGCGCUCUACUUCACGCGAGGGCUCAAGCUGACGGGGACCUACAGCAUCAUGAUCCAGAAGAUCCUCUUCAAAGACCUGUUCCGCUUCCUCCUGGUCUAUCUGCUAUUCAUGAUUGGCUACGCCUCAGCACUGGUGUCCCUCCUGAACCCGUGUCCCAGCAGCGAGUCCUGCAGUGAGGAUCACUCCAACUGCACGCUGCCCACCUACCCCUCAUGCCGGGACAGUCAGACCUUCAGCACCUUCCUGCUUGACCUCUUCAAGCUCACCAUUGGCAUGGGUGACCUGGAGAUGCUGGAGAGUGCCAAGUACCCUGGUGUCUUCAUCAUCCUGCUUGUCACCUACAUCAUCCUCACCUUCGUGCUGCUCCUCAACAUGCUCAUCGCCCUCAUGGGUGAGACAGUGGGCCAGGUGUCCAAGGAGAGCAAACACAUCUGGAAGUUGCAGUGGGCCACCACCAUCCUGGACAUCGAGCGCUCCUUCCCUCUCUUCCUGCGGAGAGCAUUUCGCUCUGGGGAGAUGGUGACCGUGGGGAAGGGCACUGAUGGGACCCCUGACCGCCGCUGGUGCUUCAGGGUGGAUGAGGUGAACUGGUCCCACUGGAACCAGAACAUGGGCAUCAUCAGCGAGGACCCGGGCAAGAGCGACACUUACCAGUACUACGGCUUCUCCCAUACCGUGGGGCGGCUGCGGAGAGAUCGAUGGUCAACGGUGGUGCCACGCGUGGUGGAGCUCAACAAGAGCUGCCCAACGGAGGAUGUGGUUGUGCCAUUGGGGACCAUGGGCACGGCAGAGGCACGGGAGCGACGACACGGGCAGACCCCCAGCUCCCCACUCUAGCAUGGACUCUGCCUGGCCCCACAGCACCAGCGUGUGUCUGUUCCUCAGGGAUUUGUGCAGCCAGCGUCCCUGCAGUGCUCAUCCCAUUGGGGUCCCAGUCCUGGCAAUGCUGGGGGUCUCCGGUGCCACCGCUUUGCUUUCCUGCACCAUUGGCUGCAUUGCGCCAGCAGCUGGGUGCUGGGAGCUCCCCUGCCACCAACCACCACAGCCAAUGGCUUUUGCCCCAAGGUUGGGUUUGUUUUUGUUUUUUUUUGGGGGGGAAAGAUUUAUACGACUAUUUAUUUCAUAAUAAAGAGCAGCCACCACGGCCUCGUGUCA